Molecule: messenger RNA, 2341 nt
Organism: Heterocephalus glaber (naked mole-rat)
Lineage: Eukaryota; Metazoa; Chordata; Mammalia; Rodentia; Bathyergidae
Gene: Pkm
Product: pyruvate kinase M1/2
Biological process (GO): glycolytic process
Molecular function (GO): pyruvate kinase activity; magnesium ion binding; potassium ion binding
Source: RefSeq, a predicted model, not a curated record
AGGGAUCGCGCGCUGCCGGGGUAACCUUGAGGCCGGGCCCCCCCUCUGCAGAGCCGAGAAGCAUCCGGAGUGUGUACAGUGUUCUUCUUUCUGCACCGCAGCCCAGCUGAGCGCACGAGCUCUCCAGGGCAGACCCUACUCAGCUCUGAGCGGUCUUUCCAAGUGGGGCGAAGCAGCCGCCCUGAGCCAAAGAAAGAGUCUUCUGUCACCAGAAGCCCAAGCCCAGAGCAGCACAGCACCUCAGAAGCCAUGUCGAAACCCCCCUGUGAAGUCGGGUCCGCCUUCAUCCAGACGCAGCAGCUGCACGCGGCCAUGGCCGACACCUUCCUGGAGCACAUGUGCCGCCUGGACAUCGACUCGGCCCCCAUCACGGCCCGCAACACCGGCAUCAUCUGCACCAUUGGCCCGGCCUCCCGCUCAGUGGAGAUGCUCAAGGAGAUGAUUAAGUCUGGGAUGAAUGUGGCCCGGCUGAACUUCUCUCAUGGAACUCAUGAGUACCAUGCAGAGACCAUCAAGAACGUGCGUGUGGCCACCGAGAGCUUCGCUUCCGACCCCAUUCUCUACCGGCCAGUGGCUGUGGCCCUGGACACCAAGGGACCUGAGAUUCGAACUGGUCUCAUCAAGGGCAGCGGCACUGCUGAGGUAGAACUCAAGAAGGGAGCCACGCUCAAAAUCACGCUGGACAAUGCCUACAUGGAGAAGUGCGACGAGAAUGUGCUGUGGCUGGACUACAAGAACAUCUGCAAGGUGGUGGACAUAGGCAGUAAGAUCUAUGUGGACGACGGCCUCAUUUCCCUGCUAGUGAAGGACAAAGGUCCUGACUUCCUGGUAACCGAGGUGGAAAAUGGUGGCUCCUUGGGCAGCAAGAAGGGCGUGAACCUUCCUGGGGCCGCCGUGGACCUGCCUGCCGUGUCGGAGAAGGACAUCCAGGACCUGAAGUUUGGGCUGGAGCAGGAUGUAGACAUGGUGUUUGCAUCCUUCAUCCGCAAGGCUGCUGAUGUCCAUGCCGUGAGGCAGGUCCUAGGAGAGAAGGGGAAGAACAUCAAGAUUAUCAGCAAGAUUGAGAACCAUGAAGGGGUGCGGAGGUUCGAUGAGAUCCUGGAGGCCAGCGAUGGCAUCAUGGUGGCCCGUGGUGACCUUGGCAUCGAGAUUCCUGCAGAGAAGGUCUUCCUGGCUCAGAAGAUGAUGAUUGGGCGGUGCAACCGCGCCGGGAAGCCUGUCAUCUGCGCGACACAGAUGCUGGAGAGCAUGAUCAAGAAGCCGCGGCCCACACGGGCUGAGGGCAGUGACGUGGCUAAUGCUGUCCUGGAUGGGGCGGACUGCAUCAUGCUAUCUGGAGAGACAGCCAAGGGCGACUACCCGCUGGAGGCUGUGCGCAUGCAGCACCUGAUUGCCCGAGAGGCAGAGGCUGCCAUCUACCACUUGCAAUUAUUUGAGGAGCUGCGCCGCCUGGCCCCUAUUACCAGCGACCCCACAGAAGCCGCCGCCGUGGGUGCCGUGGAGGCCUCGUUCAAGUGCUGCAGCGGGGCCAUUAUCGUGCUCACCAAGUCUGGCAGGUCUGCCCACCAAGUGGCACGGUAUCGUCCCCGUGCCCCCAUCAUUGCUGUGACCCGCAAUCCCCAGACGGCGCGCCAGGCCCACCUGUACCGUGGCAUCUUCCCCGUGCUGUGCAAGGACCCCGUGCAGCAGGCCUGGGCUGAGGACGUGGACCUGCGUGUGAACUUGGCCAUGAAUGUUGGCAAGGCUCGAGGCUUCUUCAAGACAGGAGAUGUGGUCAUUGUGCUGACCGGGUGGCGCCCUGGCUCCGGUUUCACCAACACCAUGCGUGUUGUGCCUGUGCCAUGAUGGCCCUGGAGCCCUUCUCCGGCCCCCUUCCCCGUCCCCUGCCCCCAACCCAUCCAUUAGGCCAGCGAUGCUUGUAGCGCUCACUCUGGGCUGUAGUGCGGCACUGGUGGGCUGGGACACCUGGGAAGAUUGCAUCUCUGGCACCUUUUUGGGCUGGUGGUCCAGAGCUGGCAGCCCCCAGUGUGUCCCCAUCCCAGCAAGGGAUGAGGAGGGAGGCCCAGAGCUUGUUGCAGGACCUGUUCAGUUCCUGUAGAAAGAGGAUGCCCAGAGAACCCAGCUGAGGCGGACAGCAUGGGGGCUGAGGACAUGGGACAGUGGAUCUGGUGUGCCAGACUCUGGCCCUGGCCCCAGUUGCUCCCAGAUCCUACUCAAGCCUCCCCACUCAACCUGUGUACCAGUUCUCUGCACCCGCACUCCACGCACACACUCCACCCGCCUCCUCCAGGCCUGUUGCUAUAGAGCCCACCUGUGUGUCAAUAAACAACAGUGAAGCUCC